CAAAAGAAAAAAUAGUUGUAUAUUAGUCGAGAAUCAUAUCAAUGAAAUCAGGAGAUUCAAUGGCAAUUUAAAAAUUGAAACGUGUUCCUCUUUCAGCCGCCGCCGCCGCUGUCGUCUCGCCGGUUGAACCAAUCUGCUUUCUCUCUCUCUCAAAUCAUCAUCGUACUCUAAUGGCCUCCAUCAUUUCAAGAAGAUUAAGGUUAACUUGUUCAAUCCUAAAACCUUGUCAAUUUCCAAUCUUUCAAUCCAUAACCCACAACCCAUCUUCUUCUUUUCCACACUUUUUCUCUCAAUCAACAACCCCUUCAAAACCCACUUCCCAUUUCAAUCUACAUCCCUUUUCAUCACACAAAGUUUCAAUUUUUAACAACCCUUUUCUUCAUUUCACAAAACCCAAGUUUUUAUCAACCAAAGAUUCAUCACCAUCAUCAUCAUCAGAAGAAGAAGAAGAAAAAGAUUCUGAUAAAGGUUCAAACCCAUACCCAAGUGAAAAUCCAAAUUUCAAACACCAAGAAAUUGAAGGACCAACAGUAGAAAGAGAUUUAUCACCACUUGCUAAUGAGACAAGAGAUGUUCUUGAAGGGAUGAUGAAGAACAUUUAUGGAUUAAGCAGAGUUGUUGCUUUAAUGGGUCUUGUUCAGCUUGGUGUUGGUGGUUGGAUCACAUACAUAACUAAAUCUUCACCAAUUACCGAGGUUUCUGUUCAAAGUUUUUUGGCUUUUGCUUUUCCUUUUUCUUUGGCUUUUAUGCUUCGUCAAAGCUUGAAGCCAAUGCAUUUCUUUAAGAAAAUGGAGGAACAAGGUAGGUUGCAGAUUCUUACACUUACACUUCAAGUUGCUAAACAGUUGAAUGUUUUGUUUGUUAGGGUUAAAGGGGUUUCUUUUCUUUGUAUUCUUGGUUUGUCUGCUGGAUUGGUUUUUGCUGUGUUUUCUAGAUGAGUUUGUUUUGGUUUUUUCUGACCAAUUUGAGGAUAUAAGGUUUUCAUUUUAAAUUUUAAUCCUAGUAUAGCUGGUUUGAGUGCUUAUUACUACUUAUUGUAAUAAUGUUGAAACAUGGAAAAGUUAUGAAGCACAUACACUCUUCGAA
Messenger RNA from Trifolium pratense (red clover), 1086 nucleotides. RefSeq lists its product as uncharacterized. Bases 171 to 938 code for a protein of 255 amino acids. The record is from RefSeq and is a predicted model, not a curated record. NCBI's taxonomy places the organism in Eukaryota, Viridiplantae, Streptophyta, Magnoliopsida, Fabales, Fabaceae. The transcript is spliced from 2 exons.